AAGCUACUUAAUUAAACUUUCCAGGUUUGUUUCUUUAAUGUGAGAAGGAAUACUCGUUUUUUCCUGGUCUGUCUGAGAGUAUUGCACCUCUGGUAGUGAGCUUAUACCCUGGGUAGCCAGGGCUGAUGUAGCCGCAGUGUGAACACAAAUGUGGAGCCCACGUGGUACCUGCUGGUGUUGUGGGGAUGCUCUGGGCACUUAAACACCGCUGGAUGGAGGCUCCCACUUUGGCAGCAUGCUACUGCAGGUCAGAUCCAAGCAGUGAUGAGGAUGGACUUUGAUCUGAGGGGAGACUGACUGCAGAAACGCUUGCUCUACUAGUCCAUUCUUCCAGUUCCUAGCCUUGCUCUGCGCGUGUCCGUUACAUGACUGCGCUACCGAGCGCCAUCAGGUGACGCAGAGCUGUUCUGAAACGUGAAGGUGCCGAGCAAGAGCACCCUGAACUCGCAGACUGAGCAAGGAGACACCGAGGCAGUAGAGAGCUGAUUUCUUCAAGUGCUGCCUGCUUGUUUUUUUAAGUCGUGAAAGCUCUGUAUGUCACUUAGAAAAGCAUCUGCAAAAGGGGGAGAUAGGUAUCAUUGUUUUGGGGUGACACCUGCCUAUGACUUCAACAGUUCUCGUCCUGGCACACUAAAGUCAAGCCUUUGCAAAGAUUUUCCAGUACCGCUUCCUUCCUCGCUGGACGGGUACAGGCAAAAACAGUUCAAUGCAGGCUUUGGGAUUUUUUCAGCACAUUCACGGUGUAUACGUGCUCUAAAUGCCUACAAUACAGAGGAAUCCAGCUACUUCUAAUGGGAUGCAUUUGCAUAAAGGAAGAAUUCCUCUUCUAAGAUGGGUAAUAAGCAGACAAUAUUUACUGAUGAACAGCUGGAUGCCUACCAGGAUUGCACAUUCUUCACUCGGAAAGAAAUCCUUCGGUUGCAUGGCCGGUACCAUGAAAUGGCACCAAACGUUGUGCCCAUGGACUAUACAAAGGACCCGGAUGUUAAACUACCUAUGCAGCUUAUAAUAAACAUGCCUGAGCUAAAGGAAAAUCCCUUCAAGGAAAGAAUUGUGGAAUCUUUCUCAGAAGAUGGAGAGGGGAGCCUCAGCUUCAAUGAUUUUGUGGACAUGUUCUCUGUCCUCAGUGAAAUGGCUCCCAGAGAGCUGAAAGCAAUCUAUGCCUUUAAGAUCUAUGAUUUUAACACAGAUAACUUCAUUUGUAAAGCAGACCUGGAAAAAACCCUCAAUAAGCUGACUAGAGAAGAGCUAACAGCAGAAGAAAUCACUUUAGUUUGUGAGAAAGUGAUAGAAGAAGCUGACAUGGAUGGUGAUGGGAAGCUAGGAUUUGCAGAUUUUGAAAACAUGAUUUCCAAAGCACCAGACUUUCUCAGUACUUUCCACAUAAGAAUCUGAAGAUGUUUCUGUGAGCCAGUGUUAUCAGAAGUGACUUGCCAGUCCAGCCUUUCUGAAUCUCAGGCGCCUUGGGGGCUUUUGUCCUCUUAUUGUGGCUUCUUAGAACGCAAAAAGUAUUGAAAUAAUUAUGAUGCACAAACGGAGAGAAGCAUCAUUUGAUCUACAGGAUAUUUGGAACAGUUGCAUUUUUAUCUUCGCUGCUGGCCAAGCACUCUGGCAAAGAUGGUUGGGUUGUGGUUAUUUUUUUAAAAACAGGCAGAGUAUCAUCAGAAUAUUAUUAAAGGUAUUUCCACAUAGUUUUUAUAUUUAUGAAUAUUUAAUACUGCUCUUAAAAGCAAAAAAAAAAAAAAGAUGAUUGACAGGAAGAUGAAGUUGGGUGACUUUUCCAAGAGAAAGCAAGCAUGGGCCUUAAAUAACGAGUUGCCUCUAUCACUGUGGUGUACAGCUGGGGGUCUUGCAUGGAAAUACUCUUACAUGAAAGAACUGCAGUCAAGAUCAAACUCCCAGUGUUGAAGACAACCACAUCCCAGGUUUGCCUUUCAGUCACUGAAAUGGCAGGUGCUGGGUUUGGUGCUUACCUUCAACCAAUAUUUUAUGGAUUGUCAUGUCCUUAUGAAACUUGAAAUAUUUGCCUUUUGUAUAUGAUAACUGCAUAUGUGAUUCAUUUCUUUCCAAGAUUAACUUUAAAACUGUGUCCUUAAUCUCAAAGGAAGUCUUGCAUUUUACUGAUUCUAUGGGCUGAUAGUGUUGAAUAGAAGAAUACGAUCAUCUGUUACCCAUGAAGAAAUUAAAGAAGCACAGCACUAUUACUAAGGACAUGAAAAGACAUUUUCUUUCUAAACAAGCUAUGCAAUCUUUCCCAUAAAAUGCAUGAAUGCAGCUCUGUAUUUCUCCUUCCUCUUCAGCUGGAAAUCAGCUAUGUUCUUUUUAUUUUAUUCCAGUACUGUUUAGGUACUGUGGCCUGAAGACAAUCAUACAUGUAUUACUGUUCUAACAGUCAAUAGAAGGGCUCUGUCACUUACAUGGCUUCUGUAUCAAAGUCAUAACAAUUAAAACUUUUGACGCAUUUUAUCGUGCUUUGAGAAUUUUUAGGCUAAGCACAUUAACUUCCAUUCUACUCAUUAUUCCAACUACUGUAAAGUUAAAUCUUUCAAAGGCUGAAACAUGUUACACUUAUUGAAAUAGCUGAUAAAAUAUAGAAAUUAAUCCUUUUUGCCAUUUCUGUAGGUAUGAUGAUGCUCUCUACUGUGGAACUUGUAAUGGAUGGUAAGCUUGCAGUUUGGCUUUCUGUUGAAAUGCGCAAUCUCCUUUUCUUUUUUCCCAGGGCUAAUUUUUGUUUGCUUACCCGUUAGAGGCACUUCUGAUGCAGUCUCACAAGGUGGCACCAUAACAUCACAUCACAUCAUGACUUGAGUUACCUGUUUAAACGUUUCUCUGAAAUACAGGGUACUUAUGUACUUUGAUGCUACAAACAAAAAGAUGAAAACUGCGGUUAUCUGUUGAUUUUAAAACUGUAGGUAAUAAGACAAAACUUCAUAUUUGCUAAAAUUAACAGUUAAAUCUUAAAAUGGGCAAAAAUAAAUACUGUUGAAACAGAUACAUGAAAGUUAAAUGAUUUUGUGUUAUCGAGUUUUGUGUAUCGAGUUUGUGUACAAGAGAACUUCAUUUGUAAUACAUGUUAAUUGGACUGUGACCCACUAUAGUGACAGUUUCUGCCUUAUUGCAUUUUAAACCCACUCUCAAAUGCAGAUACUGUAAGUUUCCAGGCAAUUAUUUUUUUCCUUUUGCAUGGCAUUGGUCUCAGUGCUAUCCGAUAGCAUUAAGAGUACCAGGUUGUUUUUCCCUUUUAUGAGUUAAUGUGCUUUUAAUUCCAUCUGUUCAGUUUUGCUGUCUUUCAAUAUAAUUAGAUAUUAUGUUCUUUUUUUUUUCAUUACGUAAUAGCAACUUGUGUUUUUUUAUGUAGAAAUCAUUAUUUCAUAUA
Cygnus atratus (black swan) is the source of this 3376-nucleotide messenger RNA. RefSeq names its product calcium and integrin binding family member 2 (gene CIB2). Bases 832 to 1395 code for a protein of 187 amino acids. The record is from RefSeq and is a predicted model, not a curated record. Gene Ontology annotation, molecular function: calcium ion binding. The transcript has 6 exons. Lineage: Eukaryota; Metazoa; Chordata; Aves; Anseriformes; Anatidae.